AUGGAAAAGAAGAUGAAUUUGCCACGAGAUGGUGGAGCAAACAUGGAAGAAGAUAAAAUAAGCAACUUGCCAGACGACAUUAUUCAUCGCAUUUUCUCCUUCCUUGACAUGACAUAUAUUGUCCGGACUUGUAUAUUGUCUCCUAGAUGGAAGAAUACUUGGGCUUCAACGCCGUAUAUCAACUUAAAUAGUGGCAUGUUUAAAUCUAACCAUGAGUUUAAAGAAUUUGUGAAGCAUGUACUAACUCACCGCAACAAUCGUAUAGAAGUUUUGGAAGCUGAGCUCAGAUUCGAUGGGCAAACCGAUCAGAGGUGUGUUGAAGAUAUCGUGAACUACGCAAACUUGCAUAAUGCUAGGAAAGUGACUAUGAUAUGGUUCCCGAAGUUCAUACAUGAGCUCCCACAAUAUUUUUUCAGUAGUUUUCGCACUCUCAAUCAUCUUACACUUGGCGAAGACCCUCCCUCUUUAAGGAUAAUUUACUUGCCAGAAUCAGCCUGGGAUUUUCCGGCUUUAGAAACUCUGACAUUAAGUUAUAUAUGUCUACGUUUAUGUGAUCCGAGAAAUAAGAGCGUCGAUCUUUUUUCCAAGUGUGUUAACCUAAAGGAUCUUACUUUACGUAAACUCGUGCUUGACAAGGUGAUAUUCAAUGUUUGUGCACCACAACUCCUGAAUCUCACAAUUACAGAUUGUUUGUCCUUUCCAGAGGUUUUCAAUGUAGUUGCUCCUCAGCUAAAGAAUCUGACAACAUCACUCAAUGCACCUUAUAACUAUACGCACGGUGGUCCUCUCUUUCUGCCUCUCUCCACAUAUGGCAGCUUCAAUUCUCUAGAGAAUGUGAACCUCUCUUUUGUAGGCGGUAAAAAAGAGCAGAGGCAUGGUUCCCAACUACUCAAUUUGUUCCAGAUAAUCUGCAAGGCCAAAUUUCUGAAUCUUGAUGUGGACAUCAUGAAUAAUCUCUCAAAUUCAUGCCUGCUGAACCAACUCUCGUGUCCCUUCAAUAAUUUGAAGUGUUUGAAGAUAAAUGCAAAGUCAUUGAAGCAAAAUGAGCAUAUACCAACAAUACCCGUUCAAAUGAAAAACUACUUCCUUCAGAACUCUCCAAGUGCUACUUUCAUAGUGGAAUCAACAGGUGCCACGGAAGAGAUCAAGGGAGCAGGUACCUAAUGACAUGAUGCCUAUGAAGGUAUCCAAGUUAGUCAAAUGCUUUUGGUGCCGAUCUUCCUCUUGCACCAAGUCCUUUUAGCCAAUGUAGCCACAUCCUAAAGCCUUGCUUGGUUAGAAAGCAACACUGCAAUUCAACCUUAACGUAGCUCUUGCGAG
Molecule: messenger RNA, 1320 nt
Organism: Erigeron canadensis
Lineage: Eukaryota; Viridiplantae; Streptophyta; Magnoliopsida; Asterales; Asteraceae
Product: putative F-box/FBD/LRR-repeat protein At5g56810
Exons: 4
Coding region: 1-1164 (387 amino acids)
Molecular function (GO): protein binding
Source: RefSeq, a predicted model, not a curated record